Darwinula stevensoni is the source of this 1044-nucleotide messenger RNA. Lineage: Eukaryota; Metazoa; Arthropoda; Ostracoda; Podocopida; Darwinulidae. The record is from the annotation of a GenBank genome assembly.
AUGUUUGUGAUCGAACAACUCGCAGGUCUUGAUCAAGUCAAUCAAAUGCCCGUGUUUCAAGAGGCCACUAGCGACACGGUGCAAGCGGUCUUGGAAGAAUCAGCCAAACUCACGGGCGAAGUGAUUGGACCUUUGAAUGUCGUGGGUGACCGGGAUCCGAGUUUUUGGAAUGCCGACAAAACCGUGACGACCACGCCUGGUUUUAAAGAUGCUUUUAAACAAUACGUUGACGGAGGCUGGCAAGGACUUGCCAUUUCUGAGCGCGCGUACCAACAAGCGGUGACCUUUGCCAAGGAACGCGUUCAAUCCCGCGAUUUAAGUGGUUCAGCAGGCCCUGUGACCAUCAUCCAUCACCCUGAUGUCAAACGCAUGUUAAUGACCAUGCGUGCAACAAUUGAAGGCGGACGAGCCAUGGCAUACCUAGGUGCUGCUUAUUAUGACUUUGCUCACCACCACCCAGACCCAGCCGUACAUGGUGGCAUGGGCUUCAUUGAAGAAACUGGCGCGGCACAACAUUACCGAGAUGCCCGCAUUUUACCCAUCUAUGAAGGUACAACCGCUAUCCAAGCUAAUGAUUUAGUUGGGCGCAAAACCCUGCGUGACGGUGGCAAAACUGCCAAAGCUGUUUGCGCCUUAAUUGCCAAAACAGAAAACGACUUAGCCGCCUGCACCACCAAACAAGCUAAGGAUAUGGCUAAACAACUCGGUCUAGCUCGUCAAAACCUAGAACAGGUUAUUGAUUAUGUUGUUCAAAAUGGCAAAUCAGACAUCAAAGGGCGGGCGGCGCAGAUACUGCAAGCCUGUGGCUUGGAAAGUUAUCACAGUGUCAAUGUGCUUGAAAAUGAAGAGAUUCGCCAAGGUAUCAAAACUUAUGCUAAUUGGCCAACGAUUCCACAGCUCUAUAUCAAGGGGGCAAUCGAUGAGUCGAGCUUUGCCUGUGGGGGUUGCAAAUUGGUGAUCGAGAUAAAGCCUCGCUUGCCCCUGCGCAAGUUGAUCAAUGGCUUGAUGGCGAAACGGCCAUUGUUGUGGACCUUGGGUCUCUAA